CUGUCUUCAGCUUUCAGAGCUGCACAAAGACAAGGCGAAACUGAAAGCUUCUAGAGGCAUCGAUGUUGUGAUCCAGAGGAAUAAUGGCAUCUCGUGAAUAUGUGACACCCAGUAACUAUGAGCUGGAGAAGCUGCUAUCACGCGGCACUGUAGCGUACACACACGUCAACGAAGUGUGGCCCAACAUCUUCAUAGGAGAUGAGCAGACAGCACGGGACCGUUAUAGCUUACAGAAACUUGGUGUGACUCAUGUUCUAAAUGCUGCUGAGGGUGAGAGGAACAGUGUGUGUACUGGAGCUGGUUACUAUAGCAACAUGGACAUAGAGUACUACGGCAUUAAGGCAGAAGACAUUCCUUCAUUCAACAUCAGUGUGCACUUCUUCACUUCUGCUGAGUAUAUGAGACACGUCCUGAGCAACUCCCAAAACAAGCUGCUCGUACACUGUGUAAUGGGACGGAGCCGCUCAGCCACACUGGUCCUCGCCUACCUAAUGAUUGAGAAGAAGAUGCUGCUCGUGGAGGCCAUUGAGCAGGUGAAGCGCCGCAGACAGAUCAUCCCUAACUGGGGCUUCCUGAAGCAGUUGAGGGAACUCGACACCUUCCUUCUAGAACAGAGGAGUGAACACACACACACAGAGACUGCAGAGAGCACUGAGAGGACUCGCCCCUAACACUCAGUUAUUAAUGGAGCAACAAAUGCACUACAUAAAGACCUGAAUGUGGGGUGUUUAUCACACUACACACAAUAUACUCCAUGUGUUUAUACACUCUAC
Molecule: messenger RNA, 773 nt
Organism: Silurus meridionalis
Lineage: Eukaryota; Metazoa; Chordata; Actinopteri; Siluriformes; Siluridae
Gene: dusp29
Product: dual specificity phosphatase 29
Exons: 4
Coding region: 84-671 (195 amino acids)
Biological process (GO): protein dephosphorylation; negative regulation of MAPK cascade
Cellular component (GO): cytoplasm
Molecular function (GO): protein tyrosine/serine/threonine phosphatase activity; MAP kinase phosphatase activity
Source: RefSeq, a predicted model, not a curated record